This is a messenger RNA of Scomber scombrus (Atlantic mackerel), 2727 nucleotides long. It is a transcript of the gene lrch1, whose product is annotated as leucine-rich repeats and calponin homology (CH) domain containing 1. Gene Ontology annotation, molecular function: protein binding. Lineage: Eukaryota; Metazoa; Chordata; Actinopteri; Scombriformes; Scombridae. The transcript is spliced from 19 exons. The coding region runs from base 21 to 2096 and encodes 691 amino acids. The record is from RefSeq and is a predicted model, not a curated record.
CCGCGAAGAGGGGGAACAUUAUGGCGACGUUGGGACCGGAGUCGGCUCGUACUCCUCAUUCCCAGCUCGGUUCUUCUCCUUCGAUCCAGUCUCACCUCGGCAGCGCCAACCUGCCUCCCAACCGCGGCUUGGAGCGGGCGCUGGAGGAGGCGGCGGCCAGCGGCGCUCUCAACCUCAGCUCCCGAAAACUAAAGGAGUUUCCCCGGACAGCAGCCAACCACGACCUGACGGAUACGGUGGAGGCAGAUCUGUCAAAGAACCGGCUCGCCGAUGUCCCCACAGAGGUCUGCCAUCUGGUUGCCUUGGAGACACUAAACCUGUACCACAACUGCAUUAGGACCAUCCCAGACAACAUGAUCAGCCUGCAGUCACUCACUUCCUUAAACCUCAGUCGUAACCAGCUGGGCUCUCUGCCGGCCUGUCUGUGUGGUUUACCUCUGAGAGUCCUCAACGCCAGCAACAACAAGCUGGUCAGCCUGCCUGAGACCAUCGGACAGCUGCACAGCCUCAUGGAGCUGGACAUCAGCUGCAAUGAGAUCACAGCUCUUCCUCGUCACAUCGGCAGACUCAAAGCUCUGCGAGAGUUAAACGUACGCCGAAACCUUCUCUGCGUCCUGCCAGAAGACUUGGCUGAUCUGCCUCUGGUGAAGUUCGACUUCUCCUGUAACAAAGUGUCGACCAUCCCCGUGUGUUACAGGACCAUGAAACAGCUCCAGUCCCUCCAGUUAGAAAACAACCCACUGCAGAGCCCACCUGCACAGAUCUGUAUAAAGGGGAAAGUUCACAUAUUCAAGUACCUGAGCAUCGAGGCGUGUCGCAGUGAGAAGAUGCCCGACUCUCUCUACCUGCCUGUCAUGGAAAGACUCAGCCUAUCACGGCCCACCACCGGCAGUGUGGAGGACAUGGAGCAGCAGAAGAAGCAGGACAGCGACUCAGGAGUCGGCAGCGACAACGGAGACAAAAGACUGUCUGCUACUGAGCCGUCAGAUGAAGACAGUCUGAGUCUGAACGUACCCAUGAGCCACAUCACAGAGGAGGACGGAAUCAGUAAAGACGACUCCAGUGAACACAUCAGCUCCCUGACAGCGGACCCAAACUCCGACUCAGUCCGUCUGAUUGAGGAGAGCCCUACGGAAGCCCUAAAGGACCAGUUCAGCUACAGAGACUCUACUCUCAGCACUCGCUUCAUCAACUACAUCAAGGGGCGGACAGCAGCAGACUUUGACGAGCCCCUCAGGAUAGAAGAAGACUCACACUGGCCAACAGAACAAAGGUCAAAAGUUACAGGGGGCACAGAGCUCCACAUCGACAUGAUCAACCAGCUGAAGGAAGCUGUGGAGCUGCUGCAGGACCCCAGCAGAGUCAACAUGGAGCAGGACGAUCUGUCUGGAGUGCAGCUCUACCCAGUGGAGAUGGUCACAGUGGAUGAGUCACUCAACGGGCAGGACAGUGAUGAAGGCGCCACAACACCAAAGCGACAUGACAGAUCUCCAGCCAGUGCACUUCCAUCCCUCUCCGGCCCGCCGUUUGGACUGAAGCCUCGUUCAGCCCCCCCCUCGCUGCCUUGCUCGCCCCCUCCUUCCUGUCUCGACCCCUCCCUCCUCUCACAGGCCUCACCCCUCCAUAGAGAUACACAUCGUAGCCAUGACGACGGAGGCAUUCACAGCCACGGCGUGUUCCUGCGGAGCCACAAGAGUCUGGAGUCUGUGGAUCCUCAGUUCACCAUGAGGAGAAAGAUGGAGCAGCUGCGAGAGGAGCUGGAGCUCAUGGAGCAGCUCAGAGACAGCAUCGAGAGCAGACUGAAGGUGGUUCUUCCUGAAGACCUCGGCUCGUCUCUGAUGGACGGUGUCGUGCUCUGCCAUCUGGCCAACCACAUUCGCCCGCGAUCUGUCGCCAGCAUUCACGUUCCCUCACCUGCAGUGCCCAAACUCAGCAUGGCCAAGUGUCGGAGAAAUGUGGAGAACUUCCUGGACGCGUGCAGGAAGAUAGGAGUGCCAGAGGACAGACUGUGUCUUCCUCACCACAUCCUGGAGGAGAAAGGCAUGGUGAAGGUGUGCGUCACGGUCCAGGCCCUGGUGGACGAGUUCUCCUCCUGACGUGAGCGGCGGAGGACGGGCGGAGCUUCCGCUAACUGACACGUAUAACAAACACACACAUGGAUCAACACGCUGACUCGAUUUCACACGACGCUACAUCACACCUCUGUGGUCAUUCUGCAUCCUCUCUAGCAACACAGUGUUUUUAUAUUCACACAUGCAGCAUUGUUUUAAGGGAACUAAACUCCUAAAAGUGGACUGACUUACUCAUUCAGAAAUGGGAACAUAAUCAUGGAUUAAUAACUUAAUAUAACAGCAAGCAGACAGAUUGAUGGAAGAGCCAAAUAUUUGACAGCUGAUUUCUUCUUUUGUGUGUCAGCUGAAGGACAUAAACACACCUCCACAGUUAUUACCUUAUCAUUUAACUUUGAUUCCUUUUUUUUUUUCUUUAGAUAUUCUUACACUGGUUGGUACCAGGGCCACUGCGUGUGCGUCUGUGUGUGUGUGUGUGUGUGUGUGUGUGUGUGUGUGUGUGUGUGUGUGUGUGUGUGUGUGUGUGUGUGUGUGUGUGUGUGUGUGUGUGUGUGUGUGUGUGUGUGUGUGUGUGUGUGUGUCUGUCUGUCUGUCUGUCUGUCUGUCUGUCUGUCUGUCUGUCUGUCUGUCUGUCUGUCUGUCUGUCUGUCUGUCUGUC